This is a messenger RNA of Anopheles arabiensis, 10120 nucleotides long. RefSeq lists its product as uncharacterized. The transcript has 7 exons. Lineage: Eukaryota; Metazoa; Arthropoda; Insecta; Diptera; Culicidae. The record is from RefSeq and is a predicted model, not a curated record. The coding region runs from base 534 to 9551 and encodes 3005 amino acids. Gene Ontology annotation, cellular component: nucleoplasm; nucleolus.
CGCUCCUCUCGCCUUUUGCUGUGGCUGCUGCUGCUGCUGCGUUUUCGUAGCCAGCUGCGAGAAAUACACUGCGUUUGAAGCAGCGUAUCGAUUGUGCUCGGCGUCGGAUGGGAAGCAGCAGCCGCAACCACCAUCACGCACCGAGAACCGCAUGAUAUUUGUGCUUUUCCCGCAUCGCCCCCGUCCCAGUUUUGACUGUUAGUUGUGCUGACCCUUUGGCUGUGCCUGUUUGUUGUUACAAUUGUCAAACGUUAUGAAGUUCUCCCGUGCCGCCCCGGACGGUGUUAUUAAUGAACACGAUGCACGGUGUGCGGUGCUGCUGGUGUUGUGUGACACAUGAGAAGAAUGUUUUCUUCACGACGUAGCUACCAGACGUUGUGGGCUUAGGAAGCGAAGCAUCAUCCCCCCGGGUGUGCUGUGAUACCUUGUCCCGCUUGUACCGCUUUGUGUGCGUUUGUGUGUGUGUUUGACGGGGUGUGUGCGACUGUGGCAAAGGGGACAAUCAUUUCCAUUUCCACUACUCGGUUCGGUCGAUGAACGCCGCGACAGCCAUGUCCGGGCCAUUGUUGCGGAAUGGUUCCCAUUCUUGUAUGAUUUUAUCAAACACAUACAAACCCAGCCCCCCUUGCGAAUGCCCGAGCUUCAGCUGCUGGUUGGGACGGAAGUCGAGCGUUCUGCGUGCUGACAGUGCACCACCGGUUUAUCCCUUAGCAUCAGUCCCCCGCGCUAAGGACGCUGAUCCGAAGGCGUACCCGUGCCGGUUGCGUAUUUGCCGUUUAAUGUAUAAGCCACUGCCCCAGGGUAGUUGCAAAUCGGAUCUGCGCCAACAUCGGAACCGUCGAUUGGCGCUGGUCAAAAAACGGGCCAUCAGGCUGGUGCAAACGUUUGCGGCCCGCCGUGCCAUACCACACUACUUCCAGAAGCGCGUCAAGCAUACGCUGUCCGCAAAGCAAAGUGCCUCAACGCACAACGGUGCGACCGACCACGCGCCAUCACCUGCCGAUGGAUCGACUGAUGCCGCGGCAAGCGAAGUUCCGGUGAAUUCAAAUGCCAUAACGAAGGAAAGUGAAGAGGAACGUCGUGACAUUAGCCAAGUUCGGGAGGAAGAACCAUCUUCGGCGGCACCUCAAGAGCAACGUAUCGAUCCGCCGAGUGAAGAAAGUACAGCACUCGUGCGGGCAACUCCAAAGACGACUUCGCAUACCGAACGGGUAGACACGCUCAGCACCAUCAAGGAGUAUUACUCGAUACAGUGUGCCAUUCGGUUGUUGCUGGCAAUGCUGCAGGAAAGGAUGGAGGAGGUAGAGUCGAUGCAAAAGAGCAAAGUCGUGGACGCUCCGGAGGACGAAGCACCCCUCGAUAAUGGUUCGCCGAAGCCGAUUGAGAACGGUGUCGAAGGAAAUGGCACAUCCACGGAGGACGAUCCAGCGGAGAGAGGACCGUUGGUUAAAACCGAAAUCGACCUGUCACCAAACUGCUCCACCGAGGAUGCUGAUCCGAACAAAGAAAAUAAUGUUCCUUUAGACGGUACGCUGGAAACGAUGUCACCGGCAGCGGUUGUUUUAAACCGUGUCAAUAGCACACCGGUGAAAGAUGAAACGAGGGACGACUCCCGCACGUACAGCUUUCUCGAAACGUCCAAAUCCGACAUACUGGAUCCAACGUACACGUGCGAUAUAGAGCUGGAACCGUUGGAGCAGCGUAAAAAUCGCUCGAUCGUCGAUUCACUGCUAAACAAGUUCAACCUAUCGCCACCGGCGAAGGCCACCGUACCUUCCUCCUUUUCCGACAACAGUCUGGACGGUAGCGAGGGGCGCCGCAGUUUGCGCGAUCGUACGAAAAUUGCCGCCCGCCCGAGGUACAUCGAAAUUCCCGAGGAGCCGCGCAAGAUGCGGGUCUCGAAGGUGUUCGGCAAGCUGCACAAAACGCUCAAUCUCGAUCUCGACUGCGCAAACUCCAACUCGUCGACCGAGUUCUAUGGGUUCGACGAGGGCGAGAUAGUGAAGCUGGACAAACCGAGCCUGCCGGGGCUGCUGCCGACGCCGAUUGUGAAAAAGUCGCAACCGUUCGCUCCAUUCCUUGCCUACGGCAGUAGCAUGGACGCAGACAGUGUGGAAACGGGCGCGAAAACGCGAAGCGAUCUGUUCCGCGAGGAAGGAUUGAUCUCGUUCGGUUCGCUGCCGCCGCGGCUCGAGUGUCCCCAGCGACCGAACGAUAUGGUGCGACCGCGAACCGUGGCCCAAAAGCGCAUCCUGGUGCAGCGGGAGAACGAUGUGCGGUACCUGAUGAUCGACAAUGAGUCGAAAAUAUUUCAAUUUCUGAAAAAGCGCAGCAAGAACAUCGAUGCCGCGCUCGAUUUCCAGCGCAUGAAGGAGCUGCAGGAUCAGCAGAUUCCGUUCACCCGCGACACCUGGCGAGCGCUGUCGUGGUUGCGAACGGAGAAGGGCCGCUACUACUUCCAAACAAUUACCAUCGAUAACCGCACGAUCAAGAUGUCCGGGUGUCGGGGCAAUCAUCGGUAUAAGACGCUUUCGCGGAACCCACUGUACUCUAGCCCGGUGGUGGCAUCCCACGGUCAUCGCAUUCACUACGUUAGCAAAUGUCACUGUCCACCGUUUCCCGAGGGAGUGAAGCUGAAUAUCUCAGAGGACAGAAACAAAUCCUCCCAAUCGGAUGCAGAGGAACGGAUGAUGAACGACGCUGCCCGUUACCUGUAUCGCACCACGUCCAACGAUACCGGCUACCAAAACAAACGUUCCUAUCCGGGCACCAAGCCCGGUCCCCUGUCCUCAAAGUGUCUGCAACCGUCGCCCGACGACGAUCCGACGCUAGGACAGCUGGAGGUGUUCAAAAUGCCGCCGGUGGAGCUGGAGGUGUUUCCAAAGCUCAAUCGCCCGCUCGAUGGUUUCGUUAAGCCGUACCUGAAGAUGAUCCUUCCGCACGACGGUAUUACGGAAAACUGGGCGCGGUUUGCCGUCUCAACGCUGACGGCCGAUGGUGCUCGGGAGGAGGACAAAACGGUGCCCAGCGCGAGCGAAGAGCGAUCGUUCGUGUUUGAGCUGCCGUACCUGAACAAUCAGCGCCGCAUGUUGAUCAGGCGUCGCUUUAUGGCGAGCCCCGGAUCGCCAGUGCACUGUGACGUCGAGGAGUUUAGGAAACUGAUGGACGAAAAGCUGACGUUUCGGGCAGCAAUCGACAAAGCGUUGGAGGAAGGCAAAGGCGAUGAAAUCGAUCUGGAUGAGUUGGUGUGUGCCGAUGUGCUUAGCGCCAUUACGGAUUCCGUAGCUAUCGCGCUUGCGGAAGAUAUAUUGGGGAAGGACGAUCCGGAAGUUGAUUAUGUGAAGCGGGAGGACGGUGCGCGUCCAUCCCGAGAGCAGAUGACCAUGCCAAUCAAGAUUGAGAAACCGGCAUCGGGAGCUGGUGGUGAUGUGAAGCCUAUGCCAGUUAAGAAUGAACCACCGGUGUCGGGUGCUGUGGGUGGCGCUGAGAAGAUCUGCACUCCACCAGCACCUGCAGCCAGCGAUGUUGGUUCAGGUGUAGAGAUUACCCCUGCUGCCGAGCCCAGCGGUCCUGCACCGUCUUCGGAGAGCGGCAGCAAGACGGUCGAUCCAGUCAAGUUGAAACUACUGUGUACUGACGUAAUAAACGUUUCCCCCUUCCCCACUAGCCGCGAGAUGAAACGUCUCAACGCAACCAUUAUCGAAGACCCUAGCGAUCCCGCGGUCAGUUCUGCUGAAACCACCCGGCAGCAGAAGCAACAGCAACAACGAUGCGACCCGCAAUACUGUUCCUUGGGCUGCAUUUGCGACGUGCUGCACAGUUCCCAACCUGCUGCCGUGGCCGCUACCGACCGAAGGCAGCACUGCCGGCAGAGUGGCUGCAUGUUUGGCUGCAGCUGUGGAUUUGAAGAAAAGCUUGCCAAUCAAACGCAGGAAGUGAAGACGGAUCUUGCUGCAGAGGGAAAGGGCGAAGCCAAUGCUCUGACUAGCGCGGACGUGAAGUAUCUUCGGGAGAAAGCGACGGCCCGGUUGGCGAAAGAGGAACGUGAAUUUACGCACACCGUCAUCCUGACCAAAAACACAACCGUACUGGUGCACAACAAGGAGACCGAAUCUCGUCGGCAGAAGAAAAAACCCAAAAAGUACGACGACUACUACAACGAUCUGAGCAUGCAGAGUUUGCUGAACGGUGGCAGCGCAAAGGACGUGUCGCAGUACAUCAGUAAACCGCCGCCGAAUGCGAAACCUCUGUCGCCGGCGGAUCGUAUGAGGCACGCGCACGUGCUGCUGACCAAACUGCCCCAGCUAGCCGAUAUCGAACCGCUGUGCAUGGUUCACGAUCUGUACCGAUGCUUCUGCGAUGGCAAAGCUACCCAGGGUAAACCAUUUUCCUUCACGGAAGAGGGUUGCCUUUCGCCUGGAAAGACUUUCCCAUCGGAUGGGUCGUAUUCGGCCGACCAUGCUUCGUUGGUGCUGAUGCCGGCUGAUGGCACGUCCAGUGGUCGUAUGAUGGGGGCUAAGAAUCGCACGCCGGAAACAGCACAACCUACCUACGACACUGCACCAAUCGCCAGCGUCCGUAAACGGUUGUAUUCGUUUGAAAAGGCUUAUACCGAGCCGGCUGCACACAGUAGCAGUAGCAGCAGCAGCGAUGGCAAGUCUCCCAAGGGUGGUCUCCCUGUCAGCCGGAAACGACGGGAUAGUUCGGAAGAAUCCUACAAACCACCGAACGAACGGAAGGUUGUUAAGAAGAAGCUCCACACUUCGUUGGAAGAGAAAACCGCUACCGCCAGUGCUUCUUCCCUCCGUGCCCGACGUGCGUCAAUGGUUCCCGGGCAGGUGUCUGCUCGGUCGGUAGCCUCCACUCGGCGCCCUUCAGUAGCGCAUGCAGGAAAAUCAGCUAGCUCUGCACGGAAGAGUGUCCCAUUAGCCAUGCGACGAUCAUCGGUAGCUCAUCAGAAGGAUGAUGAUGUGUUCAAAGCACCCGGACAAAGUCAGUCCACCGGGGCCGACGCUCAGUACACUGUCGUCAAACCGAAGCGAGCUUCCGGAGGCAUAAAUAACCUCAUCCUGAAGCGAAUUACAUCAACUGCAAGCUUUGCGCCGAUGGUACAUCUGCCCUCAGCAUCAUCGAAGGCUACGGCGAAAAAAUCAACACCACCCAGCAAACCGAAGGACCAAGGGGCCGCAGAAAUACCGGUCAAGUACAUGUCGGUGCGCAAACUGAAACAGCUUAUGCUAAGUGAGUACAAAAACUCGCCGGAUGUGAAGAAAACGCCCGAUGAUACGUCCAGCACGGAGGUCAGGCUGGCCUUCAUAAACAUUCUGCUGCUAGACACCGAGGAAAACAUCGACAAUGAACCACAGCUAAACAUCCUUUCCGACGGCUCGAAGAAGCUGGUCAUCAACGGCAAUCGACGAUCGUUUAUUGCGCGACGGGCGUUCAAGGAUGGCAUGCCACCAGAACGGACCAUGCCGUACCGCAACCGAACCACGUACAUCGUGCAGAUACUGUCGGCAAGCAAUGGGUCGGAGGACGAAAGCACCGAAUCGGAAGAACCUGCUGUUGAAAAGGCGCAAUCGUGUGAAAGUGUUCCACAAAUGAAAAACGAACCGGCGAAUGACCUAGACGACAUUGAACCAUACCCAGAGCCGCCGAAAUUAUCUGCCUACGCCCAAAGAGUAGCCAAAGCGGUGACGCAGCACCAGAACGCCAGCAGCCCGAUAGAGCAAACGGACCGUCAGCUGUGCUCACUGAUGCGCCACAUCAACGAGCUGCUGCGGCGUGAGACGCUCCACAUAAACCCGGCUAAAAAGGGUAUCAUGCACAUCUGCCGCUGGAACCAGCUGCUGAACGCGUUUGCGCUCGCCGAGAUCGACGUGCUGGAUUUGACGCUUACCAACGGGCUUGAAAUGACAGUCAUCGCGACAGCUCCGUUCAAGCAGCAGCUCGUACCGAACGUGCAGCACCAGAUCAGUGCGCGGCGGCUCACGAUCGACAAGAUGAUUGUCGCCGAACGGCCAUCGCUGCUGAUGAAAAUGGUCGUCUGCAAUGUGGAGAACGUGAAAACGAACGAGCUCGCGCUAGUGCUAUACGGGAACGAAAAUUUCUGGCACUUUUGCGGCUUUCUCAAGGUGGACGAAACGUGUUUCAAAACCGAUUCGAACAUCCCGAAAGCGCCGUCCACCAUUGCCAAUUCAAAGAUUCGUACACGCCUCAAUGACUACCAGCGCAAAAUGGUGCCGGCGACGACCGCUAAGACGACCACAGCGCAGCAAUCCACCAAACAGGCCACAGCGAGUAAGCAAACGCCAAGCAGCAGUAGCAGCAGCAGCAGUCAUAUUGAACCAGCACCGUCCACCAACAUGCUCAGCACUCAAUCGAACAUUGAGAUUGUGCCCAAAGCCAUGCAACCGGUACAUUUUCCGCUGGGGUUGCUGCCCGGUAUUGCCGACACGCCGGAGGGCGGUGAGUCGGAUUGCCGGUGGAUGCGGAUAAAGAUUGAGAACGAUUUCAGCCACAUGUACCUGCCGAGCUGGCAAUGCUGCGUAACGUAUGGCCGCAUCAAGAAAGCCAUUUACGAUGCCAGUCGUACGGCGCAAGCAAUUCGCCUCGACAAUCCUGCCCCACCGAAUCAGCCUCAAAGGCAGCAGCGACCGUUCAUGUAUGCGCUGCCUAAGGAAGGGAAUGCGCUCUUCCUUGGCCCGUACAAAAGCUCGGAGACCAAGAUCGAUGUGAUUCUUUGCCAGAGCGUGCAGGGCAGCCUGUACGAGCGGGAAGUGUACGAGAGGCAGAACAGAAUACCGAUGCCUGCCAACACCAAACGAACUGUCGGCUGGUGGGUCGAUGUGGUCACAUCGCGAGUAGCAUCCGUGCAGGGAAAGAUACGUCAGACAGCGUUCAAUUCGUUCCGGCCUCGAGAAACCAUUAAGGCACCGAGCGGGACGGUAGCUAGCACCAGCUGCAAUACCGCACAACGAUCACUGCUCAAGCGAAAUAACAUGCCGCCGGCACCGGCAACCGUUGGUCCGGAAAAACAGGCACGGCAGUCAAUCACUGCGGUCGAAAAGGACCAAACGCCGAGCGCUAGUGUUCCGAACGACCUAGAUGAUGACGUUGUUGUUCUGGAUUCGGACGACAAUGACGAAGAUGAGAACUUGGGCACUGCUAAGGAGUCGACGGAGAAUAGCAACGCAGCCAACGAACAACCCCGGCGGGAGUUUGCGGUCGAACAAAUCGGUAUAGAUCUGUUCCGGCUGGUGGAAGGAACGAUGAAGCAAAACCAGCAAGAGAAGCGCAAAAUAGAGAAAGUGUUGGAACAGGAACGCGUCACGAAAAGCGUGUCGGGCGAUCAGAAUCGCAAUGAGCCGAACCGGAAGCGUCAAUCAUCACCGCUACCGCCUGCAGCCAACUAUGCACCCGCGGCCAAAGUGAUCCGAAUAACUGAUGCCGCUGGUGUCGAAAGAACCUUAUCGAGUGGUAUAAGGAUUCCAGCAAGCACUACGAUCGCACGGAACAGUUUCACACGAAUAUCGCUACCGGGUCCACAGACGUUAAAGUCGGGUUCAACUACGAUUACAAGAUCGAUCAACGGUGUAAGCAGACUCACAAUUGCCCCACUGAAAUCCGCCGAAAGUAACGUACCGGUCAAAGUGGUGCAAAACGCUCUUCGCAUAUCGCGACCAUCGAAUGCUCCACCGGGUGUCCCGGUACGGGCAUUGAGUACAACGAGAGCAAGUCUCGCCGACGAAUUGUCCGGUCGUCAGCUUGUUGGUGUGGCAGGAGCACCGAAACCGAGACCGAGGCUGAACUCCGUGGCCGUUGAGCGUGUCAGCGUCCAGGUCAGCAGGCCUGCUCCGGUAGUGCAGGAAUCAGAUGAUGAGGACGAUGUAGUUUGGCUCGACGAUGAUAACGAAAGCAGCAACGAAAAGAUGAAACCACCAGCCUCGACAAGUGGAAAUGCUGAUCGUACCGCAGCCAGCAGCACUUCCGUUGCCCCUGCCGCCACCGCCUCCGUUGUCGUAGCUGGAUCGAACGCCAUAAAUGGCGUUACAGCAUACGCACAGAAAACCAUUCUCAGCCAGGAACAGAUUGCAAUGAUAGCGCGUCGAGUGGACCUAACCAAAACGGGCCAACAGGACGGCUACAGCUUCAACCCUACGUCCGGUUUGCUCAAGAUGAAGCGCUCGCUGUUAACUUCCAUCGAAAACGAUGCCAUGCUAGGAGAAGGUACAACGUGCGCCAAGUCAGCGAUCUCUGCUGUCGUGAAUGGAAAGAUGGGCGAGGUUAGAAUAUUGAGCAGCAAUGCGAAAUCCUUGUUGCCAUCAGUAUCGUCCACUUCCGUGAAUGGAAAAGCCGUUGUAGGUAGCAGCAGUAGCAGCAGCGCAAAAUCAUCAGCAAUCCCUGCACCAGCAUCUGCGUCUCUAAAUGCAUCCGCUACUCCAUCACCAUCAUCGUCGUCAUCAUCCUCAUCGACCAUUACAAUGCCGCGGACUAAAGUGGUGCCACGUGUGUCAGUUACUGCCGCAACAGCGAGGUACGGUGAUGUUGCUGGCGCUCGCCGUAUUUCAGACGGAGGCGUUGGCAACAGUGUCAUCCCGCCCGGAUCGGCUGGAACAGCAGGCGGGUUGCUGGAUAAUCUGAAGUACCUGAGCGAAGCACAAGAGGAGAAGCUGCUGGGCGAGCAUCCAUUUACCAGGGGCGUGCUGGAGUCGAAAAUCCCCGGACUUGGACUGGUGGAGGUGGUGCGCUUUGAACGCGAGGUGAUCAUACACAUGAAGGAACUGACGGUAAAGAAGCAGCUUGUAAGCGUUCACAAUCUUGAAGCUGCCGUGACGCUGCUGAACCAGUUCAUCCAACGCAAUACGUACGCGUUCAGACCGUACAAUUUAGCCAUACAGUGGAAGUUCAAGGAGCGUUCGCUACCGCUACGACCAGAAGAACGAAUGACCAGCGUUAUCAACCAGUUUUGCAUUGUUACGGUGUAUGGUAUUAUUAAUGUAUCUAAGCAGGAGCAGCUGGAAUCGGUGGAAUCCACCCUGCCAGCAUUGUACGAAGAUCUUAUGAGGAUGAAGCUAGCCAUGCAGUGUUACAACAAGCAACUCUACGAGGACGAAAAAUGUUACGAAAACGAUGACAAAAUUUACGAUCGGGCGGUUGGAAUUAUCACCUCCGUGAAGGCAAAGAGCAAGUGGUUGCAGCAGCAGCGUGAAAACUUAAUGAAACAACGUCGUGCUAAUCAGGCGAAGCUGCGCCAACUGAAAGAAGCUUCAGGGUCUGCGGAAGCAAAGGAUUCACCGGAGAAGUCUGCACAGGAUAAAUCUGCCACGGGACAGUCUGCUAAAGAUACGUCUGCCAAGAAUGCGAUCGCAAAGAAUACGACAGCAAAAAAUGCGACCGCAAAAAAUGUGCCCGCAACGAACACGGCCGCAAGGAAUUCUACCGCAAGGAAUUCAAUCACAAGGAAUUCGACCGCAAAGAAUACUCCUGCGACGGACGUGAGCGGUAGCAAAGGUGGUCAGGAAUCCGUGAUCGUAAUUGACGACGAUUAGUAUGUGAAAAUCGAGGCACUAUGUGAAUUGCUCCACGGUUUGCCGGAAUGAUCUAAGCAAAAAUAAUUGAUUUUGUUGAACAGCAGCACGUUGCUGCUGUCGGGGGUAUCAUCUUAAGGACCUCUGUUAAAUGCUCCCCUGGCGCGGAAAUGGCAACUAAUGUAUGUUUUGUGAACCACGGUGUGGUGUGUUAUCGGUUCAUCAAUCAAUUUGAACUCGGUUUUCUACGAACUGAUGGCUAAUACAAGGGUAAUUAGAAAUGUAUGAUAGAAAUUCAGUACGCUGUAAGGCCGGCAGGGUUUGAAUCCGAUUCGCGAUCUCCAAGUAAUCGUGGAUGACUCUUGUGGUUUGUGAGGUUUAAGGUUAUGCAUUAGGCCUCACAAAUGGCAAACACUAUGUAUGAUCUAUAGAAAAGUUAAUUUGUAGAUAUCACUCACACCAAAAACGAUAGUUUUGAAUUAAGCAAAGAUACACAUAAAUGGUUAAACAUAACUGUACUGAACUUUGUAACUUUAAUGUGUCCAGAGAGUGGAAGAACAAAUUAAAAAAAAAAAACACAGAAUUCAAAA